CACUUUCUCUUUAAAUGCAAAUUACCUCCUGCGAGCUCAGCUUCCACCCUUUCCGUUCCCGAGUUGGAAGAGUGCUGCGGAGGGCGGAGGGAACCCCCCACGGAAUUAUCACUCCAGACCGCAAACCUCCAGGGCCUGAGGCCUAGCCAGCAUCCAAUGGAGGACAAGAAGAAGAAAAGGAGUCCCAAGCCCUGCCUGACCCAGCCAGCCCAGCCCCCAGGCACACUACGCAGGGUCCCAGUGCCCACCAGCCACAGCGGCUCCUUGGCCCUGGGACUCCCUCAUCUGCCAUCCCCUAAGCAGCGGGCCAAGUUCAAGAGGGUCGGCAAGGAGAAAUGCCGCCCAGUGCUGGCAGGAGGUGGGGGUGGCUCUGCAGGCACCCCCCUGCAGCACUCGUUCCUGACCGAGGUGACCGACGUCUAUGAGAUGGAAGGCGGGCUGCUGAACCUGCUCAAUGAUUUCCACUCAGGCCGGCUGCAGGCCUUCGGGAAAGAAUGCUCCUUUGAGCAGUUGGAACACGUGCGGGAGAUGCAGGAGAAGCUGGCCCGGCUGCACUUCAGCCUGGACGUGUGUGGAGAGGAGGAGGAGGAGGAGGAGGAGGAGGAGGACGGGGUCACUGAGGGGCUACCUGAGGAGCAGAAGAAGACGAUGGCUGACCGCAACCUGGACCAGCUGCUCAGCAAUGGGACUUGACAGUGUGUGAGUGUGUGCACGCCUCCCAGAGAUAAAAUCAGCUUCGGCCUCCCCACCACCUUGCAGGAAUCUUUACAGAUAACCAACAUCCUCACCCCUCUCAGUCCUACAGAAUUAGCCACAAACUCCCCCUACCCAGGUAGAGGGUGCAGAAAGAAUUCCCCAAAUAUUAGAAGAAAGGUGGUUGCAGGGAAUAUGUUUUACUUGCUUAUCAAAAUCUUUGCAAGUACUUUAGCUGACACCAAUCCAUGGCAAAGCUUGUCUGAUGUCCUCCUAUUCUUUCAGCACUGAACAAUUCUUUUUACUGACUUAAAUUAUCUCCGCAUCUAGUUCUAUCAGAAGUAGUGCGGGUGCACGCUCCUGCAUGAUCUAAACCAAAAGCGAAGUGGGUAAGGCACCUAGCAAGAAGGACAGGCGAGGACUGCAACCCCAGACCACGGAGCACUCCAGAGUCCCUGGCCCCCGCCCCUUUGCGCAGUCGGGGAAACUGAGCCUGUGCAGGUUGGGAAAAUAGGGCUGCAAGGACCCGGGUCCAGAGCAUCACAAUCCUUGAC
This is a messenger RNA of Balaenoptera acutorostrata (minke whale), 1247 nucleotides long. It is a transcript of the gene CCDC28B, whose product is annotated as coiled-coil domain containing 28B. The coding region runs from base 157 to 693 and encodes 178 amino acids. The transcript is spliced from 5 exons. The record is from RefSeq and is a predicted model, not a curated record. Lineage: Eukaryota; Metazoa; Chordata; Mammalia; Artiodactyla; Balaenopteridae.